Messenger RNA from Saccharomyces kudriavzevii IFO 1802, 1431 nucleotides. RefSeq names its product tRNA splicing endonuclease subunit SEN54 (gene SEN54). Gene Ontology annotation, biological process: tRNA-type intron splice site recognition and cleavage. Gene Ontology annotation, cellular component: tRNA-intron endonuclease complex. The coding region runs from base 1 to 1431 and encodes 476 amino acids. The record is from RefSeq and is a predicted model, not a curated record. Lineage: Eukaryota; Fungi; Ascomycota; Saccharomycetes; Saccharomycetales; Saccharomycetaceae. The transcript has a single exon.
AUGCAGUCAAUCGGAAAGGAAAAUGGUCAGAAGAACAUACCUGACCGAGAGGUAGUAGUAGUGGAAGAAGAAGAAGAAGAACAAGAAGAGCUAAAUCAAGACUGGUCGCAGGUUGCAUCUCUUGUUAAUAAAAAUGCUGCUCUUUCGCUUCCAAAAAAAGGCGAAAAAGACUACGAACCAGACGGGACUGACCUACAAGAACUGCUUCUUUACAAGGCAAAAAAAGCAAUGUUUGAUACUAUAUCGGACUCGAUAAGAGGUACCACUAUAAAAUCUCAAGUGAAAGGGUACUAUGUACCACAUAGACAUCAAGCAAUUUUACCGAAACCGAAAGGUAGUUUCAUGCAAACAAUGGGAAGGGCUGAUAGAUAUGGCGAAUACUGGCUUGAGUUUCACGAAUUUGUCUAUCUGGCAGAGAGGGGUACCAUCAUUCCUUAUUAUAAAUUAGAAGUCAACUCUAGCGGUGAGAGUUUAGACCAUGACAUUGAAAUAUUACUUAGUAUGGAGGACUUAUAUUCAUUAUUUUCAACACAGCAAGAGAUGGACCAAUAUUUUGUGUUUGCUCAUUUAAAAAGAUUAGGUUUUAUACUAAAACUGUGCGGUCAAGAUACGGGUGUCAAGACGUCCUUUUACCCAGCACGGAAACAACAAAAUAGUUUGCAAAUGCUGACUUCGAGAUUACUUUCACUGUUCAAAAUACAAGAAAUAUCACUUUUCAGUGGGUUUUUUUAUUGUAAGUGGAAUUUUUUUUUCCGCAAGUAUACUACAUCACCCCAGAUAUAUCAGAACUUAAAUAGACUCAUUUGUUCCGUGGCUGUGCCAAAAACAAAGUAUGAACUAUGGAAUGCAAAAAAUGGCGGAGAGGUUAAUCAUAAAAAACAACACCUUCCGCUGACUUUUGAUGUAUGGAAACCACAUGCUAAUUUCAAGAAAAAAAAUCCUGGCCUCCCUGAUUUUCAAAUACUUGUUUUCAACAAAAACGAUGAUCUCCAGCAUUUUCCUACGUAUGAAGAACUACGAUCCAUAUUUACUUCCCUCGAUUAUAAGUUUGAGUUUUUGAAUAGAGUCGAUGAUGAUUUCGAUUGGGACGCAAACUCUUAUGUUGAAGGUAUCGCACGAAGUGAAUAUAACCUCAAGACUAGCACGAGAUCUCAUACCGAGAAGAAGGCUUCGGCUUUAAAAACCAAAUCUAAUACUCAAAAAAAGACAAAGCAACCUUGUACUAAAAAGAGACCAAGAACGUAUCCACCUCAUAUACAGCAAAACCGUAGAUUAAAAGCAGGAUAUCGGAGUUUCAUUCUCGCGAUUAUGGAUAACGGGUUGAUCUCUUUCGUGAAAAUGUCUGAAGCUGAUUUUGGGUCUGAAAAUGUUUGGUAUACUCCCAACUCUCAAAAUAAACCAGUUCGAAAAUUGAAAGGUGGAAAAGCAUAA